Molecule: messenger RNA, 3020 nt
Organism: Striga asiatica
Lineage: Eukaryota; Viridiplantae; Streptophyta; Magnoliopsida; Lamiales; Orobanchaceae
Source: the annotation of a GenBank genome assembly
UGAAUGUCNUUGCUACCUAUACCAAACUGCCACCUCACUUGUCCCCCGUCAUCUUCAUCUCUACUCAAAAAGUCCUUCCACACACCCCCACCCUACCUGCGUGUAAUUUUCUAAAAGCAUCUCUGAAAAUGGCUGGCGUCGACUCCGCUAAUCCUGUCCCCCCGCCGCGCCCGGCCUUCCAUGGCAUCGGAAUUAGGGUGGAUGAUUUGAAGCGUUUAAACGUCGGCCAGCUGUCGCAGUCGGAACUUCAAGCCCUAUCCUCAUGUUCCGGCUCCGCCUUCGACGUCCGCCGUACGGACGACGUCGUUUCCCCGCAGCUCGACCGGUCAGUCUUCAACGAGUCCGCCGGCAGCCGUCGCCAGACCUAUUCCCGCCUCCAUCACCGCUCGCACUCACGCCUCCCGGGUCCCCACCACUCCCUCAAACCCCACCGCCAACCACAGCCUUCGUCCGACCCGGUGACACACUCUAUCGUCCAUUUCCUCAAACACUUCCUCAACGGAAACUACAGUCCGCCACCUCCUCCACCGCCACCGCUGCAUGAACAUCCGGAAGCUGAGGCGGCUCCGAUCGGCGACUUAGGGUAUCUAGGGUUACAGGGGAACUCGAAAAUUAAGCGGAAGAGGAUGAGGAGCGGAAAAAUAAUGAGUGAAAAGAAGCUUCUGGAAAAUGGUGUGGGAGUGGAGCUGCAGGGGGUUAAUGGCAGAGGUGAGGUGGUGGAUUUGGUGGAGUUGGAGGAGAAAGGGGAUGAGCUAUACAGUGAAGAAUUGAGGAGAAGGACUGUAGGGUUGGAGACUGAGGAGGAUGUUUUGGGGUUUUUGAGUGGUUUGGAAGGGCAGUGGUGUAGCAGGAGGAAGAAGAGGAAGUAUGUAGAUGCUGGUAUGUUUGGAUAUGUACUGCCGAUUGGCUGGAAACUCUUGCUUGGACUUAGGAGACGUGAUUACCGUUUUUCUGUUUAUUGCCGCCGAUGUAUAAGCCCCACUGGACAACAAUUUCUGUCAUGCAAAGAGGCAGCUUCUUUUUUGAAGUCAUAUUUUGCUGGUAAUGACACAGAACAACAAAGGGAGCAAAAGACCUGCAGCAUUCAGCAAGCCUAUGUCUUGUCUUCCGGGAAGGAUGAACUGCCUGCUGAUAAGACGGAUGAUAUGGCCCAUGGUGAAAUAUCCCAUUCAGCUCUUGUCAUAGAUGCUUCCAAUUCAGUUGACAUUGAAGAUUACUUGAUGGGCAUAGAUAACCUCCCCGAAGUUCAAGUUAAGGAUAUUUUUGAGUGCUUCAAAUGCAACCUCGCAUUUGAUGAGAAGAAUUUAUAUUUGCAGCAUCUUUUUUCGUUCCACCAGAAUACUACGAAGAGGUACAAGUUUGGGACGCCUGUUGGAGAGGAUGUGAUCAUUAAAGAUGGGAAAUACGAAUGCCAGUUCUGUCAAAAGGUCUUUGAUGAAAGGCAUAUUUUUAACAGCCAUGUGGGGGUUCAUGUGAGGAACUCCGGAAAACAUCCUGAUGAAUUAGCCCUUGCUGUGAAUAUCCUACAAAAAGACAAACCUCAAGCGCUGGAUGCAGUUCCCUCAGGGUCAUCGAAUAUGAAUGUCUCAACUGAAAUCGCUCAGAAUUCGACUUUCGAGCCUUCCAGUAUUGUCACUCAUGAACAAGCCACAGCUGAUCAAUCUGUAAAUCUACUGCAAAUCGAAGAAGUUCGUGUGGACUCCACUGAACCUGCCAAAAUUCAGGAGGAAGAUCACUGUGGUGACCUGACUGUGACUGAAGACUUGAGUCACGGUAAUAAAAUCAUGAUGGAAGAUCACAGCAUGACUGAGAAUGAUUUUUCAUGGGAUGCGAAUGUUAAGAUAGAUGCUGGUUGCAUAAAUAACUCAGAGGCAGCGAGGUCGGGUGAAAACAUCGAUAAGUAUGAACACUGUAGUUUGGAUAUGGGUGAUGGAGACAGAUGUUUGAAGCCCAAUGAUGCUCAUCUGGAAGAUAUACCUGGGUUAACUGUGGGAGAUAUUGAUUUCCAGGACGCAGUUUCCUCCGAGCCCUUGGCCCAAUCAUUUCAAUUUUUCCCCACCUUCGAUUCUGGGUCAAAUAAGAGAGCGCAUGAUUUUUCAGUAGUUGAUCAGAAGCUUGACAAUGUUUCGGGGUUUCAAGAGCUGAGGUUUGAAGAUUUAGAUCCUUUUAAAUACGGUUUUGAAAACGGACAAGAGUUGCCGUCCUUGCCAGGCGAGCACAUGAAUUUGGGGAAUGGCAGUGGGGUAGUAGACGGAUUUGAUUCAUCUGUUGCAUUCGGUUCAGACGAAGUUGUGAUGAACACGGUGGACAUAAAUAAGCUGACUGUGUGUGUGUGGUGUAGAGCAGAGUUCAGACUCGAGGGUAUUGAAUCAGAAACUCCAUCAGAUACUAUAGGCUACAUGUGCCCUAUGUGCAAGGCUAAGAUAUCGGGACACUUUGGCGGUGGUGGGCUGUCAAUGGAUCCCAGUGAUUUCUGAUUGCUGUGUGGUAUCACAUUCUUUCGCGCAGAGCAUUGCAGCUAUGGUUCUUUUGAGGAGACAAGUUCAAGAUGCUACGGGAUAAAGUGUCUAUACUGCCUCGUUGGAAUAUCGACUGUCUCUAUUGGAGUGUAUGUAUAUUAAGGUUAUGUUACUUAUGAGACUGCUAACCUGACCAUUUCUUUAUAUUAAAUUAUUAACCCGUCCGACAAGUGAGUGGAUUACGUGUUGCCUGUGCUUGAAAGCAGACUCUCCUAUCAUCUGUAUAUAUAUGUCUAAUACAUGCCCUGUGUUCAUGAUAUUUCAUGCCAUCUGUAUGUUGACUUCAUUGUAAAUGCCUGGUUAUACUUGAUGAUUGUGCACUAGAGGCAUUGUGGCAAGUUUUUGAUUUUCCGGCAAAUGGCGUAAUCACAUGAGUUGCCAACGAUUGAUUACAUUUUAUACCUCAGCUGUGGUUGGGUGUUGUAAGGCGUGUCAGCUGUUACCGUCUUGCCUGACUUGGAAAUUUCAUUGGUGAAUGUAACAUUGGGAAGUUUAGUUAGG